Molecule: messenger RNA, 783 nt
Organism: Parastagonospora nodorum SN15
Lineage: Eukaryota; Fungi; Ascomycota; Dothideomycetes; Pleosporales; Phaeosphaeriaceae
Exons: 3
Coding region: 1-783 (260 amino acids)
Source: RefSeq, a predicted model, not a curated record
AUGAAGCUCUUCGCCAUCUUGGCCGCUUUGCCCGCCUUGUCUUCGGCUCAUACCAUCGCUCAGCGCGUCAGACAACGGUCUAUCAAACGGUAUCAGGGUCGCUACGUCAAACAACCCCAGUACGUCAAGCCCUUGCCCAAAGCUUGUCUUCAUACACUAAACCAACCUCGUUCAGUCAGCAAUGUCAACGAUGCGAGCAUCGCCUGUAAAUCCGGCUUCCAAUCCCCCGUGUCCAGCAAAGUCAUCGACGUCAAAGCCGGCGACAAAGUAGGCGUAAACUGGGGCCACAUCAUCGGCGGCGCCCAGUUCGCAAACGACGCAGACCACCCCAUUGCAAAGAGCCACAAGGGCCCUGUGCUUUUUUACAUGGCCAAAGUCGACAACGCAGCCAGCGCCUCCACCUCGGGCCAAAAAUGGUUCAAAGUCUACGAGGACGGCCUCGACAUGAGCAGCGGCACGUGGGGCGUCGACCGCAUGAUAUCCAACGGCGGCUGGGUCGACUUCACCAUGCCCUCGUGCAUCGCGCCUGGCAACUACCUCCUGCGCGCCGAGAUCAUCGCGCUGCACUCGGCGACCAAGAGCCAGGGAGUGCAGUUCUACAUGGGCUGUGCGCAGAUUAAUGUCAGCGGGAGUGGAAGCAAGACUGGCACAACUGUCAGCUUUCCAGGCGCAUAUGGACAGAGCGACCCGGGUAUUUUGGUGAGCAUCUACGACAAGCAGGGGAAUCCGAAGGGCAAUGGGAGCCCGUAUCAGAUUCCGGGGCCGGCGGUUAUGACUUGUUAG